AUGCAGCGAUCAUUUGUCCGUCAGACCCGAUCUAGAACCAAGGUCACCCAAGAUGCAGCGGGAAACCGUAAUCAAUCUGGAGACGGCGCUUGUGUGAUGAUUGACGAUCCGGACACGACAGCGGAUGAUAGUUUUGUGCCUUCGGUGAUCGAUCUUGAGCACGGAAAUGAGUGUGAGUGUGCGAAAUGUGAUCGACCCAAUAAUGACGAGCUUUAUAUGGUCCAAUGCGGAGGCUGUAAGCGUUGGUACCAUUUCUCGUGCGCGAAUGUUGACACGAUUACGGUACGCUCAAAAGACUUUGUGUGUGCGCAGUGUUCCCCUAAGGUACCUCCACCACCUGCUAGUUCUACUGCUGGACGGUCCAGCGUCUCUAGUGCACGGAGAGCUCAGAUAGCCCGUGAUCUAGAUCGAUUGGAGGAAGAAAGGCAAGUACAGGAGAAAGUGGAGGAGGAACGACUACGGAUGGAAAAACUGUUGAUCGAUAAGGCGAUGAAGGACAAACUAGAACGCGAAAAGGAGUACAUUGCUCGUAAGCAUGAGCUGCUCCGUCAGCAGGACGAUGAAGUAUCCAGCACACGUAGUCGGCAUAGUAGCAGGAGUAGCAUCCAAAAGGUGGAAGCAUGGGUUGAGAAGCAUGUGAAGCCUACUGAUAUCAAUCGAGUCAACGUGGCAGGAAACGUGACUGAUGCAAAGAACAUCGAUCAAGUGACACCAACACCCGUCGGUACGUCAACUCCGUUAAUGAAUAGCGGAAUAUCUGAUAUUGAAGGGGAAGUAAUUUCUAUUCCGCGUACCACCGAUAGUGUAACCAUCGGCGAAAGUCCGGAGAACGAGUCAGAUUCGGCAAACGAUCAACAUCGGAAUCCAAAAAACCAUUUGAUUUCUCCAAAGCUGCAGUUAGUGAACAUUCAACCAUAUGCUCGCCUACUGGAAGAGUCUAGGGCUGCACAGUGGAAGAUUGGAAUUAAUCCGAUGCAAUCCAGAACCGGCACGAUUCCGAAGUUCGUUCCGAAGCUUAUGGGAAACUCCUCUCCAUACGAUGUUUGGCACCGUGAAACCAGUGAGCUGAGAAAGCAGCAAUGUCUUGAGCUGCAACUUCAGCACGAUGUUGAACUGGAGCGUCAUGAGCAACGUGAGCGUGAGCUGGUAGAUCGCCUCAAACGCGCGGAGGAGCAGCGCGAUCUGGAACGACAACGGUUGCUUCAAAUCGAAGAUGGCUUGCAAAGGCAGCGUGAUAUAGCAACGAAACAUCAGGAGGAGAACGAUUUGAGGCGCAAACGAGAGAUGGACCUGGUAAACAAGUUGAAGCAGUUGGAACAACAGCGUACGGAAGAACGGAACCAAUUACUCAAGGCUGAAAACGCUUUGCAUAUGCAGCUUGAAAUGAGUAAUCAGCAGUACCAGACCCUGGCGGCGACAAGGCAGCAGGAGCAAGCGGAAAGAGACGAAGACCGACGAAGAUUUCGUUCGUUAGAGCAGCAACUUGCAGACCAUCAAGAACUACUUCGACUACGAGAGAAGAGCCGUCCAUUUCGAGCAACGGAGCCACAACAAGUGGCACCAGUGGCAUCCACUCAGCCAAUGCUGCACCUUUCGUUGGACGAACGUUGGAAGGUGGUGAAAGAGAACAAGCUGUGCCGCAGAUGCCUCGUUUCGCACACUCGCUGGCCUUGUGAAGGUGAAGUCUGCGGCGUCAACGGUUGCGAAAAGCGCCAUCAUCAACUUCUACAUUAUGAGCCUACCUCAGGACAAUCCGCGAUUACCACCAACGCUACUGUCACCAUCCAUCGUCAGCCUGUUUCGUCGACGUUAUUCAAGAUACUUCCGGUGACGUUAUACGGGAAGAAUGGUUCCGUUGAUACCUAUGCAUUUCUGGACGAUGGAUCAUCGGUCACCCUAGUAGAAAAGGCAAUAGCAGAUGAACUUGGAGCCGAUGGUAAAAUGCAAUCCUUGUGUAUCCAGUGGACUAGCGGAAUCAACAAAAAGAUUGCCACUACCCAACUGGUAAAGCUGGGAAUAUCAGAACCCGGUGGUAAAAAUAAAUUUGAUGUGUCGGAAGUCUACACCGUCGAGAACUUGGGACUACCAGAGCAAUCGUUGGAUUUUGCUAGCAUGCUAAAGCAGUACAAGCAUUUUCGAAACUUGCCAGUCAAGAGUUUCCAGAGGGGCGUUCCUGGUUUGCUGAUUGGUUUAAACAACGCUCACCUCCUGACCGCGUCCAAAGUUCGAGAAGGAGAGGAACAAGAACCAAUCGCUUCAAAAACUCGUAUCGGAUGGGUAGUCUGCGGUAGUCUGCGAGGAGGAGCUCAUCAAUUCCAACACCGGCAGAUGCACAUGUGCGUGGAACCAGCGGAGCUCGAUCUACACGAAUACGUACGUGAAUUUUUCUCUGUGGAAAGUCUAGGGGUUUCAGUGGCCCCGAUUUUGGAAGGAAGUGAAGAUCAACGAGCUCGUCGAAUCCUCGAAGAGACGACAGUAAGAACAACUAGCGGGAAGUACGAGACUGGACUCUUGUGGAAACAAGACUCCAUAAAAUUUCCGAAUAGCAGGCCGAUGGCUGAACGUCGUUUGAAAUGUCUCGAGAAGCGUCUUGAGAAGGAUCCGCAACUCUACGACAGCGUACGGCGCCAAAUAGCGGACUACCAGGCAAAAGGUUACAUCCAUGCGGUAACGGAAGAAGAAAUUACAAAAUUCGACCCACACCGCACUUGGUACCUUCCCCUUGGAGUGGUUCUGAACCCUAAUAAACCGGGAAAGGUGAGGGUAAUAUGGGACGCAGCGGCUAAGGUAGACGGAAUCUCUUUAAACACGAUGUUGUUGAAAGGUCCUGAUUUGCUGACUCCGCAGCUGUAUGUUAUGUUUAAGUUCCGUGAACGGGAAGUGGCAUUCUCUGGCGAUAUCCAAGAAAUGUUCCUGCAGGUCGGAAUCAGAAGAAAGGACCGAAGUGCACUAUUGUUCGUGUUCCGCAACUCGCCAUCUCAACCUAUGACUACUAUGGUAUCUGACGUGGCGAUCUUCGGAGCGACUUGUUCUCCAGCUCAAUCGCAGUAUGUCAAAAAUCUGAAUGCAGCGGAAAACGAGCAAGACCAUCCAAGAGCGGCGGCAGCAAUCAAGAAUAGACACUACGUCGACGAUUACUUGGAUAGCGUCAACACGGAGGAAGAAGCGAUUGAGUUGGCUCUGGAAGUGGCGGAGGUCCAUCGGAAGGCAGGUUUCCACAUUCGUAACUGGGUGUCAAAUAGACCCAAAGUACUAGAGGCUAUAGGAGAAGUUAACCCAGCUACUGUCAAGAACCUCACGAUGAACAACCAGAGUGGAUUUGAGCGACUACUUGGGAUAUCUUGGCUGCCGAGGGAAGAUGUGUUCUGCUUUUCGCUUAGCCUGCAAGGAGAUCUUGAAGAAUUAGUGGAAGGCGUGAUUGCACCAACCAAACGAAUGAUGCUGAGCUUUGUCAUGAAAAUCUACGAUCCGUUGGGGCUGGUAGGUUCGCUGAUUAUUCAAGGGAAGAUCCUCAUACAAGAAGUCUGGAGAGCUAACGUGGAUUGGGAUGAGCAAAUACCGGAGAACAUUUUCAAGGCAUGGAAACUCUGGCUUCAGGCCCUGCAAGAAUUGAACAAUGUGAGAAUUCCUCGUUGCUAUUUCUCGGGGUACGAUGUUAACUGUUAUGAUUCUCUGGAAUUGCACAUAUUCGUCGAUGGCAGUGCACAAGCAUACUCGGCCGUGGCUUACUUCCGUGUUCAGGAUCGUGGACAGAUACGAUGUGCUCUAGUUGCUUCAAAAACGAAAGUUGCUCCACUACAGUUACUAUCAAUCCCGCGCUUGGAAUUGCAGGCGGCGGUUCUCGGGGCGCGUCUUCGAAAAACGAUUGAAGAAGGUCAUUCAAUCCAAGUCAAGCGCACACAUUUUUGGAGUGACUCUAGUACGAUUAUCUCGUGGAUCAGAUCGGACACUCGUCGGUAUCGGCCAUAUGUUGCCUUCCGAGUCAACGAAAUUUUGAACCAUUCAAGGAUUGAGGAAUGGCGAUGGCUGGGAACGAAAAUCAAUGUUGCAGAUGAAGCUACAAAAUGGGGAAAAGGCCCGAACUGUACGCCAGAUAGUAGGUGGAUGCGAGGUCCUGCGUUUCUCUACGAAAAGAAGAGUGAGUGGCCGAGCAGCGGAUUCGAGGUACCGGAAGAAACAACGGAAGAAUUACGAUCGGCAUACAUAUGCAGUCACUUUCUAACAGUUCCGAUCAUUGAGGUGGAAAGAUUUUCCAAAUACGAGCGUCUGUUGCGAAGCGUAGCAUACGUUUACCGCUUCCAAGAGAAAAGUUUGAGACGAGCUGGAAAUACACAGUGCGAAGGUGCAGAAGAGUUAAGCAGUGAAGAAUUGCAGAAAGCAGAACGGAGUCUGUGGCGACUUGCACAAUCGGAGUGCUAUCUGGACGAGGUAGCUACUCUAAAACAUAACAGUCAAUUGAAGCGAGAACAGCAGAAGGCGUUGGAUAGAAGCAGUUCUAUAGCGAAGCUACCUCCUCUACUCGACGAGCACGGUGUUCUACGCGUGGAUAGCCGUAUCGCAGCAGCAGACUACGUCCCGUACGAUACCAGAUACCCUAUCAUUCUACCGCGGGGUCAUCGGAUUACCAACCUAUUACUGGAUUGGUAUCACCGAAUCGAUUAUUUCGGCCCCUACUUCGUUAAGGUCGGACGAAGUUCCGUCAAGCGCUGGGUAGCGGUCUUUACGUGCCUUACCGUGCGUGCAUUACAUCUGGAGAUAGUCUUCAGUUUGACAGCUGAUUCAUGCAAGAAAGCCAUUCGACGGUUUAUUGCUAGAAGAGGAGCACCACAAGAAGUGUAUACGGACAACGGCACCAAUUUCGUUGGUGCUAGCAGGGAGCUGGAAAUUGAGUUGCGAGAAAUCAACAUCGCGACGAGCAGCACUUUUACGGACACGAACACCAAAUGGCGUUUCAACCCUCCCUCUACCCCUCACAUGGGUGGUUGUUGGGAACGGAUGGUACGAUCUGUAAAGACUGCGCUGGGAUCAUUGCCAACGUUACGCAAGCUAGACGAUGAAUCCUUCAUGACGCUGUUAGACGAAGCAGAACACAUGAUCAAUUCACGACCGUUAACGUUCGUGCCGCUGAGCAAUGAAGAACAGGAGUCGUUGACUCCGAAUCACUUUUUGAUGCUAAGUUCGAGCGGAGUUCGACAGCCGGUCAAAGCUCCCGUGGAUGAAAGAAAAGCUCUAUUGGACAGUUGGAAGUUACUGCAACAUAUGCUGGAUGCGUUUUGGCGGCGUUGGAUUAUUGAGUACUUACCAAUCAUCUCCCGCAGAACCAAGUGGUUUCAAGACGUGGCACCAGUCAGGGAAGGAGCGAUAGUAGUAAUAGCAGACGAAGGAGUUCGUAACCAGUGGACAAGAGGCCGUGUGAUCCGUACAUAUCCGGGCAAAGAUGGAGUAGCACGUCGAGCCGACGUAGAGACAUCUAGCGGCGUAUUGAGGAGACCGGUUUGCAAACUUGCUGUUUUGGAUGUAGUUCCUGAUGGUGACGCCGAAACGGAUUCCGGGCGUCACGAGGGGGAGAAUGUUGCCACUGGACAGUCCCUCGAAUUGACAUGA
This is a messenger RNA of Ochlerotatus camptorhynchus, 5604 nucleotides long. RefSeq lists its product as uncharacterized. Lineage: Eukaryota; Metazoa; Arthropoda; Insecta; Diptera; Culicidae. Gene Ontology annotation, molecular function: nucleic acid binding. The record is from RefSeq and is a predicted model, not a curated record. Gene Ontology annotation, biological process: DNA integration. The coding region runs from base 1 to 5604 and encodes 1867 amino acids. The transcript is spliced from 3 exons.